Molecule: messenger RNA, 1512 nt
Organism: Thrips palmi
Lineage: Eukaryota; Metazoa; Arthropoda; Insecta; Thysanoptera; Thripidae
Gene: Bcs1
Product: mitochondrial chaperone BCS1
Exons: 6
Coding region: 194-1453 (419 amino acids)
Biological process (GO): protein insertion into mitochondrial inner membrane from matrix; mitochondrial respiratory chain complex III assembly
Cellular component (GO): mitochondrial inner membrane
Molecular function (GO): ATP binding; ATP hydrolysis activity
Source: RefSeq, a predicted model, not a curated record
ACAACGAAAACAAAAGUAUCAUUGCAGAAGCAGACGAAAGCAGUGUUUAGGUUAUGUUUUACUUCCUAUUUCGCUAAUUAUUUUGUGAUGCACAGAUUGUCAUCCCCUGAAACUAGCAGUGGCACGUGAAAUCUUGUGGUAGACAUCAUUCUCAAGGGAGUCAGUGUUUGAACUAUAGCGUAUUUAGUCAAAAAUGACAAUAACGGAUUAUAUAAACUCCCUAUCCGAUAACCCCUACUUUGGGGCCGGAUUUGGUCUGUUCACCGUUGGGGCUGCUGGGGCAGUAUUACGGAAAGGGUUCCAAGGCGCACAAAUAUUGUUUCGUCGGCAUUGUAUGACUACCAUGGAAGUUCACUCCCGAGAUAAAAGUUAUCAAUGGGUGUUGCAGUGGAUGACAGAAAAAGGAGCUAGGCAAACUCAGCACUUGAGCGUUGAGACAAGUUAUGAACAACUAGAGUCGGGACAUAUUAAAACAAAAUACGACUUCAUUCCUAGCAUUGGCCAGCACUUCUUCCAAUAUAAGAACACGUGGAUUAGAGUUGAGAGGAGUAGAGAGCAGCAGUCAACUAUGCUAGACAUGCCAUUUGAAACUGUUACCUUAACUGCCUUAAGUAGAGAUAAAAGUAUUUAUUUUUCAAUUCUUGAAGAAGCUCGGAAACAGGCUUUAAAAAAAGAGGAGGGGAAAUUAGUGAUGUAUACUGCUAUGGGAUCUGAAUGGCGGCCGUUUGGAAAUCCAAGACGCAAGCGAGAGUUGGCUUCAGUUGUACUGGACACUGGUGUGGCAGACCGGAUUAUGAAGGAUGUUCAGGAAUUUAUUGGAAACCCAGCCUGGUAUACAGACAGAGGCAUACCUUAUCGUCGAGGCUAUCUUCUCCAUGGACCCCCAGGCUGUGGAAAAUCUUCUUUUAUUACUGCUCUAGCAAGUGAGCUAGAUCUUAGCAUUUGUGUACUGAACCUCAGUGAACGAUCCCUCACUGACGACAGAUUGAAUCACCUUCUUGCUGUUGCUCCGCAACAGUCAAUCAUCUUACUUGAAGACAUUGAUGCUGCUUUUGUCAGUCGAGCAGAUUCCGAAAAAGUGGCUACAGCUUAUGAAGGCUUAAAUAGAGUCACUCUUAGUGGUCUUCUAAACUGCCUGGAUGGUGUUGCAUCAACAGAGGCUCGUAUUGUAUUUAUGACAACAAAUCACAUAGAAAGAUUGGAUAAAGCUCUGGUCAGACCAGGAAGGGUAGACAUGAAAGAGAAGAUUGGUCAUUGCAGUUCUGAUCAGCUCCGUAGAAUGUUUUUACGGUUUUACCCUGAAGAAUCCACUAGAGCUAAGCAAUAUGUCGAUAUUAUUACUAAAACUGGAAAACCCAUCUCCCCUGCCCAAGUCCAAGGAUUAUUCAUGCUCUUCAAAGAUGACCCUGAGGCCGUAUUAAAAAAUGCACACAAUUGGGAAGAAAUUCUGUGAGAACUUUGUAAAAAAAAAUGAUUGUACAUAUUCAAAAAUAAACUUCUAAAAAAAAGGCA